Molecule: messenger RNA, 7181 nt
Organism: Acipenser ruthenus (sterlet)
Lineage: Eukaryota; Metazoa; Chordata; Actinopteri; Acipenseriformes; Acipenseridae
Product: protein PRRC2B-like
Exons: 33
Coding region: 267-7010 (2247 amino acids)
Biological process (GO): cell differentiation
Source: RefSeq, a predicted model, not a curated record
AAUGCCGCGCUUGCGUGGGAGGUUCUCGACAGAAUCGAGUCAAGGAUCUACAGGCCGGGCAGGUCCUGCAAUAACGACGGAUAUAGAAGCCGAAUAAAACAGAAAUUAGAGAAGCGCAAUCUACAGCCAUCCUUUUAAAAAUACCAGCCAUCCACGGGAAAAUACGAUUGGAUCUGGUUUAAAACAGGCUUCGGACGUGAAACAGACAAAGAUCAUAGAGAAAGGGUGCAAAAAGAAAUUUCCAUACUCGAUGACAUUACAUCGCAAUGUCCGAUCGUUUGGGGCAAAUAACCAAGGCAAAGGAUGGGAAAAGCAAGUACUCGUCUCUCAGCCUGUUUGAUAAGUACAAGGGAAAGUCAAUAGAAAUUCAGAAAACUACAGUUGUUCCUCGACAUGGCUUGCAGAGUCUUGGUAAAGUGGCCGCAGCCCGGCGAAUGCCUCCUCCCGCUCACUUGCCGAGCUUGAAAUCUGAAAACAAAGGAAACGACCCCAACGUGAUUAUUGUGCCCAAAGACGGAACAGGAUGGGCAAACAAGCAGGAGCAACCAGACCAAAAGAGUUCUACUGCAUCAGCAGCACAGCAGCAGGAAUUGCAGCCACAGCAGGCUUUGCAGAAAUCUGUCUCCAAUCUGCAGAAACAGACACCAGCGACCAGCCAGGAGAACACAAGUACAGGUGGACCAAAGCAAUGGGCACAGGUGAAUGGAAAGCCGGUAGAAAAGGAUGGUUUAAGGGCCUCAAGCCGACUGCAGCCGUUCUCUCACGAGGAAUUUCCAUCGCUGAAAGCAGCUGGCGAACAGGACAAGGUUAUCAAGGAAAGAAGCGUCUUCGAUCUGUCGUAUGGGCCAGGACCAAGCCUCCGCCCUCAGAAUGUGACAAGCUGGAGGGAGGGUGGUGGGAGGAACCUUCAUCCUGUGACAUCACCAGUUGGUCUUUCCUACGAGCCCGAAGAGAAGAGCAACGGCUCAGGUGAGGGAGCCCCCGCUCCCCCUCCUGCAGCCCCCUCCUCCGCCCCAGAAAUGAAGGACCCUUCCCUCCGCCCCACCCAGCCCGUCCGAAGAGGGACACCAGUGGCCCUGCAGUACCAGAGUCUGCAGCAGCAGCACCACCCACCCGCAUCCUACCACGACAUGCUUCCUGCUUUUAUGUGCUCUAAAGAGUCUCGUGACUGUCCCGUGUCCUCCGAACGUGGACCUCCGCUUAUUCCUCCCCCGGUCCGCUUUGAGGCUCGACAGACUUUCAGACCGCAGUACCAACCAGCUGAACCUGUCAACGGUGAGCCAAGGAGAGAGAACAGGUUCCCUCGAGGGCCUCCCCGCACAGCCCGAUCAAUCGGACGCUCUGGAGAUCGACCUCCAAGGCCAGCUAUCAUUAACGCUGAGGAACUCAAGGACCUGGAUGAUCUAGACCAUGAUUUAGAGGAUGGUUGGGCAGGUCUCCACGAGGAGGUGGAUUACAGUGAGAAACUGAAGUUCAGCGAUGAUGAAGAGGACCAUACUUCAGCAGAGAAAAAGAACAAAUGGACUAAUGACUGGGAUUACAGACUGGAUCGCCAGUCUUCCCUGAACUCCGGGGAGGGGGUUUACAACAGGGAGACCCCCGAAGAGGAUGCAGUGUGGAAUGAUCCGUCUGCAAGCAGGGCCGCACACAGAUAUCAAGACCCACAGCAGCAAAGGAAACCCAGUAACUGGGCCCCCACUUCAGAGUCUCAGGUUCAGCAGAACCCCCCAGCCGGUAUCCGCAGACGCGAGUCGGUGGAGGAGAAGGAGGAGAGACAGGCCCCCAGAGCGAAGUUUGCCUCUCCUGAGCUCUCGGAGGCCGUGGAGCGUGCUCGUCGUCGCCGGGAGGAGGAGGAGCGGUGUGCACGAGAGGAGAGGCUAGCGGCCUGCGCGGAGAAACUGAAGAGGCUGGAUGAGAAAUUGGGGAAGGACAAGGUUCAGAAGCCAGACGGCUCUCCUAAGGAGCUUGACAGCAAGGGUCCCGAGGAGCCCCUGUCUCCCUGCAAAGAUUCCAAAUCAAGCCAAGAGAACUGGCAGUAUGGCAGUAAAGAUUCGGUGGAGAUCCCUGUUGAGCACUAUAGUAAUGCAGAUUAUCCUGAAGAGGAGGUGUCUGGGGUGCACUGUCGGAGCGAGCCGACCUCCCCUGUGCCAGACUAUGGGAAGUAUCAGAAGUCUCUGCCUCCGCGUUUCCAAAAGCAGCAGCAACAGGAGCAAGUUUACAAAAUGCAGCAUUGGCAGCAGCAGGGACACCCCCCUCCACCUGGGACUGCACCCCCUCACCCUCAGCGCUCCUAUUACCCCCCUCAUGUGCUUGGCUUCGACCCCCGUUGGAUGAUGAUGCCACCUUAUAUGGACCCCCGCAUGGCCCAGGGUCGCUCCCCUGUGGACUACUACCCAGCACCUGUCCACUCUUCAGGGAUGAUGAAGCCUAUGAUGCCGCAAGACCACCUGAGCAGCCCGGGCUCCACUCAAGAUGAGAAUUGUCAUCCUUCCGUGUUGCAGGAGCGGAGAGCUCCGUCCACAGAGCCCUACCCAGUCUGGAGUCAGGAGAGUUAUCCACCUGCCCCGACCAGGAGCUUCACACCCCCCUAUCAGAGGCAGCACGAGAACAAAGACAUGAACAGGGCUGAUGACAGGAGUGAGAGAACAUACAUUCGGCAAGACUUCUAUAAAGACAGAGGGGAGGAAUAUGGGGACUUGUCGGCUGAAGAUAUGUCUAACCUUGAUUAUCAGGGCAUGAGGCCUGAUGUGGGUGUCAGCCCUUCCCAGAAAGAGAACGGCCAAAAAGAAGCUUUAUCCCCUGUGAAACAAAACAGUUCGAUUUCAGGAGACGCUAAAACUGAUCGGCAAGCUGAGGCAAAGGAAUUGGGCAUCGGGCACUGUAAAGAAAGCUGCGACUCAAGGGAGGAAGUGUUUGAUACCCCCGAGAGAGAGACCUUUGCUUCUGAUUUUUGGAGGAACGAAGGCGUUCAGAAGAAAGAUUCCAGCCCCCAGUCUCAGUGGUCAGAUACAGGCUCAAGUACCAGCAAUAGCCAGCAGCAAGAACCAACUGGGAGACCGCCUACCAGGAGAACUGGCCCAAUUAAGAAACCAGUACUCAAGGCUUUGAAGGUUGAAGAUAAAGAAAACGAGAAGCCCAAAGUUGAACCGCAAGAGAAACCCGCCCCAUACAGAAUCAAGGAGAAGGAAGUUCACUCUGGACACGAAUCGAAAAAGGACUCGAUUCUUCCUCUCAGUACCAAAUAUUCAGUUUCCCCUGCCCUUAACACUCCUGAAGACUCGUAUCCCCCUGCCAAAGCAGAGAAAUCUGCUGAAAGUUCCCAAGAUGAGGAGCAGAAGGACAACAGCUGGGAGAGCAAAUCGCUUUCCAGAAAUUCUGGUGACCCUCCUGCUCCCAGGCGAAACAACUGGAUAUUCAUUGACGAGGAACAAGCUUUUGGAGGGGUAAGGGCCCCGGGGAGAGGCAGGGGGAGAGGAUUCCGAGAGUUCAACUCCAGGGGCAGAGGUGAAAUGACAAGAGGUGCCUACAAUGGGCAAAGGGUGGGCAGAGGACGUAACCCGCGAGAGUUUACCCAGCCAGACGACUCCCAGAGAGGAAAGCCUCGCCGUCGCAACGUCAGCGAGACGCUCAGCGAAGCCUCGGAGUACGAGGAGAUGCCCAAGCGGCGUAAAGAGAAGGGGUCUGAAAACGGUGGAGAAGCCGGCCACUCCGAGACUGCAAGCGUAAGAAGAGUUGACACGAAGGAUUCCUGGCGAUCAAACAAGGUCUACAUGGAGGAGCAAGGCAUAGAUGGUAUUGAAAAUCGAGAGAAGCCUAAAGCCACCCGGGGGUUCGGCAGGUCUCUGCCUCCCAGGCUGACCAACACUGGCUAUGGGAGAGGGUUUGGUCCGAGGGAGACGUCUACGUGGAGGGGCAGGGGUGUACAGUAUGGAGGUGGCCCAACCCAGGAGAACGGGUACAUUCCAGGUACUGAAGUGUUCUCUUCUAGAAGACCACAAGAAAGGGAGCCUUUCAGAUAUCCACAGAAAUAUCCUGGGUCUUUUGUGGACAAUGGGUUUGAAGAGCGGGGAGGAGAUGAUUAUUGCGUUGACGGGGAGAACCCAGACAACAGACCCCUGAGGCGCAGACGACCCCCCCGCCAGGACAAGCCCCCGAGGUUCAGGCGUCUGAGGCAAGAAAAGGAAUCUGGAACGGAAUGGAACAGCGAGGAACACGUCAACGCAGAUUUCGCUGGCCCCUGGUCCAGCAGGUCAAAGGUGGAGGAGAAUGGCGUUUCACAUCAUCCUGGUGGCAGAUCCCGGGAUGCCCCACAUCGCGGUCCUUCGGAGCAGGCAAACGAGGAUUGGGAGACUGCCUCAGAAAGUAGCGACUUCAACGAGAGGCGGGAGAAACGCACUGGGCUCUCCCAGGGUGAGAUGGCGUCCGAUCUGGGUCAUGGCGAUGCUAGCUCUGGAGAGAAGAGAGAACUUGCCAAGCGCAGCUUUUCCAGUCAGAGGCCUGUAGUGGAACGGCAGAACCGUAAGGGGGAUCCGACUGGGCUGGGGGACAAAAUAUCCAGGUCUGGCGAACCAACAUCAAGGAAUGACAGCUGGCAGAAUGCAAUGCCCCAGAACACUAGAAGGUCUCCAGAAGAAGCGUCAGGUUUGAACUCCAGUUCCCUAUACAACGUGGAUCAAUCUGUGAAGGCAGACUGCGACAUCCCUCGGAAUAUCUCUUCAGAACCCACCAAUAAAAAGGUGGAAAAGGAACUUAAAUUGGGACCUCAGAAAAAUGACAAGCAGGAGGCUUUGUCUCAGUAUGACCUGAAUUAUGCAAUGGAAAGCGAAACUGUAAUAGUCCCUGGCGGAGAGGGGUUCACAGAGGUCCUGUCCAAGAAACAGCGGCGCCUUCUAGAGGAUGAGCGCAGAAAGAAAGAGCAGGGAACUCAGGUACCUGUAAAAAGCAGAGUCCUAGCCUCUAAGAUGCCACCUCGUUUUGCAAAAAAACAGAACAGCAUUACCAUGGACCAGCCAGAGGAUGCAGUGUCAACUAGCAACCUGGGAACUGAAAUCUGGGAGAGCAAUAACACCGCUCUUUCUGUUCAGUCGACUGGUGGAGACUCCUGGACAAAGCCUGUGACUGCAUUUGCUGCUACCGAACCAAACUCUAAUGAGGUGUUUAAGGGGAGUCAGACUGACAGUGGGAUUGACCUGAGUGCUGAGUCUCAGGGAUCCUCUGCCACCUCCUCCCAGAGAAGUUCCCCUUAUGGCACCCUCAAGCCUGAGGAAACCAACGGGUCAACCCAAGCAGAACCAAAACCAGACGGGCUCAAAGACCUGGCACACAAGCAGGUGGAUAAGAAGGAUUCUGAGGCUAAUGCAGAACAAAGCAAGGAGCACAAACCUGGUCCUAUUGGGAAUGAACGGUCGCUGAAACACAGGAAGGGGUCCGAGGGAAUGGAGAGACUGGAGGGAAACAUCCCCCCGGUUAAUGGAGUGGACAUUCAUGCAGAUUCUGUCAUUCCUGUGCCACCUAUUGAAUUUGGUGUCAGCGCAAAGGAUUCUGACUUCAGUUUGCCUCCUGGUUCCACACCUGUUCCAGUUUCAAACCCAGUAACCAAACUACAGGAUGCCCUGGCCAGUAAUGCGACCCUUACUCGAGGAAUCCCAAUGCUCCGAAGAGACCAUCUGCAGCAGGGUAUCAAUCUGAACCCGCUCUCUUUCCCAAGCACAGACCUCACUUUAAAGAUGGAGUCUGCCCGUAAGGCCUGGGAGAAUUCGCAGAGCUUGCCUGAGCAGGGGUCCCCGGGAGGGGCAGGCUGUGGUGCUCAGCCUCCCUGCAGUGUUGGGUCAUCCAGUGGAGUGAGCUACAGCUCCUUUGGGGGAGUGUCCAUGCCGCCCAUGCCUAUCGCUUCUGUCGCACCUUCUGUAUCCAUGCAAGGUAAUCAUAUCCCACCCCUUUACCUUGACGGUCAUGUCUUUUCAAGCCAGCCUCGAAUGGUUCCUUCCAAUAUGCCUCAACAGCAGAGCUAUCAACAGGCUGCAGCUGCACAGCAGAUCCCCAUUUCUCUCCACACCUCUCUCCAAGCUCAAGCCCAGCUGGGGCUGCGGGGUGGACUCCCUGUGUCUCAGUCCCAGGAAAUGUUCAACUCUAUCCAGCCCUUCAGGUCCCAGGUAUACAUGCACCCAAACCUUUCCCAGCCCAACGCCAUGGUUCUGCCUGGAGGAGCCCCUCUGAAAGGGCACUACUCUGCCUUCCCUGGCAUGCAGCCCUCCGAGAUGAAGCCACAGUCUGGAUCUCCCUACCAGCCAAUGAGUGGGAACCAGGCCCUGGUUUAUGAUGGGCAGAUGAACCAGGCAGCAGGAAUGGGAACGUCGCAGCUGAUGGAUUCACAGCUCAUACAGGUGACGAUGCCUUUACCUGGAUCCCAGCUUCGGUACGGCUCUGCCCAGCAGCAUCUGAUCCUUCCCCAGUCCAUUCAGCUCCAGCAAGGCCAGAACCUGCCAGUGGGCGCCCCUCGCAGGAUCAUUUCCCCAGGCUCCCAGCCGCCCGUCAUGACUGGCAGUAGGGAGGUGAGUUAUUUCAAUACCCCACCGAUGGAUAUGAAAGGUUUUCAGUUUGCUGAUAAACAGAACCACUCUCCUGGAAUGCCAGGAGGAUCUGCUCCAACACCUUACAGCGUGUUUUUUCUGUCUAGGCCUGGAUCAGUCAGCCCAAGUGGGAAGCCCUCGGGCCCAGCAGGAGCAGCGAAUGUAGGUCCCCUCCCUGGACACUACACCCAACAGAUCCCUCCACCUCAAGGCAGCAUGAUGAUGCAUAUGCGGCCCCCUUCAAGCGGACCUUUCCCAAACCCUAUUCAGAGGCCAGUGAUGCAGAUGAACAAGGGGCCCCAUGCUCCCGCUGUGCUCAUCCGCUCACCCCAGUACCAUAGCAACCCUGGCCGUGAGCCCCCUGCAUCUGUCUCCCCCGCUAACAGCACAGACUCCAAGGGGGCGGAGGAAGCCAUGAAGGUGAGCCGCCAACAAUUCUAAAUGCAGACAGGCAAAGCAGCGAGAUGUCCUUCAGUCUGCCAGGGAAGGAAAGGGACAAGCAGGGAUGUCGAAACUGCAAGAACCACAGACGCCGGGCCAGAUGAAACCAGUCCGCACUGGGGCAAUUAAACCACAGUCUGAAGGUUGAGGAGGGCAAAUUUUUUUUUUUUU